AUGGAAUGCUUUCAGGUGAAAAAUGAAACUCAAGAUCCAAUCCUUGCUUUGGAAUUGAAAGGAAAAAUUAAUGAUCAUUCUUGCUUUAUGACAAUUGACACGGCUAGUGACAUUACAUUAAUUAACCCUAAACUUUUGAACAACAAUCUGACUGGUCUAAAAAACUCUACCAGAAGGAUCAGUAUUAUCACUGUUUCUGGCGAACAUUUCCCUUAUCAAGCUAUCAAAGAAAUUGAAAUUUCCAUCGGAAAUUUUUCUAUUGUUCUUGACGCGGUCUUCGCAAUUAUAAAAGAAGAUUGUAUUCUUGGCUUAGAUUUUCUCUACAAAUCUGGCCUCUUACAAGACUUCCAGUCGAUUGUUAAGAGAAAAUUUGACAUUGAUAACCCUAAGAAAACGGUUUUUAUCAAACGAACGAUUUCGAAAGGAAUCUCUGGAUUUUCCCCAAAUAUUCCUGAAUUUUUGCUUCAACUAUUUGAAAAUUCAUGUGAGUUAUUAAAUCCAAAAGAACAGAGAGUAUUCAAAAGCUUUCUUCUAACUUAUCAAGAGCGCUUUUCCUCUAGUUCUACUGACUUAGGGAGAUAUCCAGGAGCUAAACACGUAAUCGACACUGGGAACUCGAAUCCAAUCAAACAAAAUCCUCGCAGAGUCCCAUUCCAUUACCGCGACAAAGUUUUUGAUCUCCUUGAGGAAAUGAAAGAACAACAGGCUCAAGAUCCAAUCCUCCGCAUGUUGAUCGAUUUAAAAAAACGGAAUCAACGUCCUGACUGA
This is a messenger RNA of Diachasmimorpha longicaudata, 768 nucleotides long. RefSeq lists its product as uncharacterized. The coding region runs from base 1 to 768 and encodes 255 amino acids. The transcript has 3 exons. The record is from RefSeq and is a predicted model, not a curated record. Lineage: Eukaryota; Metazoa; Arthropoda; Insecta; Hymenoptera; Braconidae.